Penicillium lagena is the source of this 210-nucleotide messenger RNA. RefSeq names its product lysine decarboxylase-like protein. NCBI's taxonomy places the organism in Eukaryota, Fungi, Ascomycota, Eurotiomycetes, Eurotiales, Aspergillaceae. The record is from RefSeq and is a predicted model, not a curated record. The coding region runs from base 1 to 210 and encodes 69 amino acids. The transcript has a single exon.
AUGAACAACCGCCUGCAAAGUGCCGAGACCAGUCCUUCUUCCUGGCAUCUAGCUGCGACUCCACUGUGCAAAAUGAUGCAGCACACCUCGACGCAGUUCGGGGCUUUGCCCUACGAAUUUAAUAAGAGAAAUGUCCAAUUAGUAUACGGUGGUGGCACCAGAGGUCUUAUGGGUGAAAUUGCCAAGGCAUUGGUCUCCCUGGCCACCUAG